AUAAAAAUUAAAAAAAAAAAAACAUUCAUUAUUAGAUCAAAGUAAAGUAAGUAACUUUUAAUACAAAUAUCACAAUGCAGUCUCUACAAUUAAUAUGUUUUUCAAAACUUUCAAGAUUCUUAUCAAAUACUCAUUCGUCUAGAACUGUACAUUUUAAUUCUCAUGAUAUAUUUUCCAAAGAAAAUUCUUUAAAAUCAGUGAAAUGUUUCAAGUCUUUAUGUCCUAAGCUGAACACUGAUGGUAAACGUCAAGCCGCUGUUCUUAUUCCACUAUGUAUUGUUAAAGAUGAAAUAUCAUUAUUGUAUACAUUAAGGACUAAUAAUUUAAAAAGAAAUAGUGGCCAAGUAUCUUUCCCAGGUGGAAUGCGCGAAGCAGACGAACAAUUACAAGAUACAGCAUACAGAGAAUCUUGUGAAGAACUAGGAAUAAGUAAAACUAGUAUUGAUAUUUGGGGAAGUGGUAGAUUUAUUGUCUCUAAAGAUAUAGCAAUUAUGCCAUUUUUAGGAAAUAUUGGUGUUAUAGAACCAGUUAAUUUAAAAAUUUGCAGUGAAGAAGUACAAUAUGCAUUUGCUGUUCCCCUUAAGCAUUUUUGCAAACCAGAUAAUUGUAAACACACAUACUUUAGACAACAGUCAAACAGAAUAAUGAUGAUACCAGUAUACCCAAAUGACUAUAAAAGAAUAUGGGGUAUGACUGCUUACUUGACUUGGAUGGUAUUAAGAUCCAUUAUACCAGAAAAUUUUAAUCAAGAACUUAAUUCAUCAUUAAAUGUAAGAAAUUAAAAAGUAAAAUAAAUGUAUUAUCUAUU
This is a messenger RNA of Melanaphis sacchari, 808 nucleotides long. RefSeq names its product nucleoside diphosphate-linked moiety X motif 8. The record is from RefSeq and is a predicted model, not a curated record. The transcript has a single exon. Gene Ontology annotation, molecular function: coenzyme A diphosphatase activity. The coding region runs from base 75 to 782 and encodes 235 amino acids. Lineage: Eukaryota; Metazoa; Arthropoda; Insecta; Hemiptera; Aphididae.